GCGUCAAUAGUAGUCGGUAGCAGUUCGAGGAACAUUCUCGCCAAUACACCCGGAGAAAUUUAUGCAUCGUUAAAUUGCCAAUCAGACAAAUUGAAUCGUAGCUGCUCAUUAGCUUUUUGCUAAUUCAAAUGUACGCUAUGGGGCAGAGCUCAACGUUGCAAUUAAACAGUACAAGUGUGUCGUAUUCAACAUUUACGGCUUAAGGGACGGAUACACACUCGAAAGCUUACAGCCCAUGUGAAAAUAAAACAACUUUAACCGCACAUAUAACAGCAGUAAAACGAAUCGGAACAAUCCUGUUCGAGGCACGUGGAAAUAAUGCUGUGCAGUGCAGUUGCAAUCUCAAUGGGAAACAAAGUGCAUCCAAUAUCAGAUUGGUGAAAAUAAGGAUAUGAAAACGUACCUCAGUUUUUGCGUUACACUGCUAAUGGCAGCAUUCAUCCAUAGCGUUGCUGCAAGAAGCCCGAAAUGUAUUGCUAAGUUUGAUAAUGGAAUUGGUGCAGGUGUUCUGAGAGAAACGUUCACAAAAAAGUUAUACUGUGCAUAUCUGGGGAUUCCGUAUGCUCAACCGCCAAUAGGAGAACUACGCUUUGAGGAUCCAGUUCCACUGUAUUUCGACGCUUCGGUAACCUUCGAUAACGUGUCUCAUCCAUGCGUACAACAUACUAUUGCAUGGAAAAAACUCGGCAAUGAGGAUUGCCUGUAUCUGAAUGUGUAUACUCCGUAUGUUAGAGUGAGCAAAAGGCCACGCCCUUCGAUGCCGGUAUUGGUGUGGAUCCAUGGCGGCAGCUUUACCGAGGGCUCGUCGGAAACUGACAUCUUCGGAAGCGAGUUUAUAUUAGACGAGGAAGUCAUAAUGGUUACAUUCAAUUACCGUUUAUCAGCAUUGGGAUUUCUCGGGAUAGAAGAUUUAAACAUAGCAUCCAAUUUAGGACUCAAGGAUCAAAGUGAAGUUUUCCGGUGGGUUAAACGAAACAUCAGAAGCUUCGGUGGAGAUCCCAAGCGAGUUACUAUAGUGGGAUGGAGUUCCGGGUCUGCUGCUGCCACAUACCAUAUGUACGCCCACUCAUCGAAGAAACUAUUCAGCCAUGUGAUUGCUAUGAGUGGAACGAUGACUCAACCAUGGGCAUACAGUUUCCUCACUCAAUGGUGUAGUAACGAAUUUCUAAAAUACAUCGAUGUUACUAACAAAGAUGAACUGAAAAUGAAGCCAGCAGGCCUUAUAGUAUCCAAUGAUGGUCCUAAAUUCCACUAUUUUACACUAACUCAUUCAUGUUACAUGCCCAGCGCAGACAACGACUAUGCGAGAAGAAAUCCUUACGACGCCGUUCGAAUGAUGAGACCCAUCAACGAUGUACCCCUUAUGAUUGGAAGCACGGCGGUAGAGCACGAUAACUUAUACGACAGCCGAAAUUUCAGCAUGGAUCAAUUCAAUUAUCCAAAUAACAAUGUCACCAUCUACGAGCGCAUCAGAGAUUAUUUGGAGUACCGACGUGCGAAUCGUUCCGCGAGAAUCUUCUAUCGAAAGCUGGGCUCUUAUGCUGACUUCCAGUUUGGACUGCAAUAUUUUAUUGAGAAGGCGUCACAGCGAUUUAAGUCGCCCAUCUAUCGUUAUCGAUUCUCAUUUGACGGGCCAUUUGCCUAUGCCAAAAACGAGUAUUACCGAAACGAAAUCCAUCCAAUGUCUGGUGCCAUGCACGGUGACGAUCUCGGAUAUCUCUUCACACCAUACAACUAUCGGAAUGUAGUAACAUCAGGCAAAGUGAACGAGCCACUCGUAAAACAAUCACUUAAAGUCCUGCGCCGCAUGGUUCGCCUAUGGACAAACUUUGCCAAAUACGGAAAUCCAACGCCAGCCAAUAGCAAAAUACAUCAGACAACGUGGCCACCAUAUAAUGAUCUAAACCAACCCAGACAGUAUCUUAAUAUCGACCGGCAGCUUAGGGUGCAAAGGAAGGAUAUAUCCAAUAAAUACUAUUAUCAAAUGUGGAAAACUGUAUUUAACUGCUUGUACUAUUACAAAUGUGAAUUUUUGAAUAAAGCAUACAAUAAAUAUUAACAAGAAGAAAAAUUGAUUAUGAAAAA
Messenger RNA from Aedes aegypti (yellow fever mosquito), 2085 nucleotides. Its product is annotated as venom carboxylesterase-6. The transcript has 4 exons. The record is from RefSeq and is a predicted model, not a curated record. NCBI's taxonomy places the organism in Eukaryota, Metazoa, Arthropoda, Insecta, Diptera, Culicidae. The coding region runs from base 392 to 2059 and encodes 555 amino acids.